AUGACGACAACCCGCACUCCUAAUGGUAUUAUGGCUAAAACUAGCCUAAAGAUCUACAAUAGCAUUACAAAAGAAAAGGAGGUAUUGAAGGUAGAAAAUUCAAUGCUUAAAUGGUACACUUGCGGACCGACUGUUUACGAUUCAGCCCACUUAGGACAUGCCCGUAGUUAUGUUCAACUUGAUAGUAUUCGCAAGACUCUUGAACGAUACUUCAACUACCAAAUUACUUAUAUUAUGAACAUUACGGACAUUGACGACAAAAUCAUCAUUAAGGCCCGAGAGGUAGCUAAGAGUCUUAAAGAAGCACCAGGCACUCAGAUUGAGCAACUAACCCAGCAGUUUAAACAAUGGGCUAUUUCUGCCAAAUUAGAUACCGAAGAACAAGAAUUAAUCCAUUAUGCAGUUAAAGAAGUUAGUCGUAAAUACGAAGAAGAGUUCUUUGAAGAUAUGCAUGCUUUAGGUGUAGCCCGUCCAACAUACACUACUCGAGUUAGUGAUUACAUCGAAGAGAUUAUUCAGUUUAUUACUAAGAUUGAAGAAGAAGGCUUUGCUUACCAUGCCCAAGGUUCAGUCUAUUUUGAUACUAAGGCGUACAGCCAGAAGAAGCAGUACCCUUUAAUGUGCCCUGUCCAGAGCAGCAGUCAGCAAGACUUAUUGGAAGAAGGUGAAGGUAAACUAGGCAGUGAGGGCAAGCGCAAUAAAGAGGACUUUGUCCUCUGGAAGGCUAGUAAGAGCAAUGAACCGGCAUGGCCUUCUAAAUGGGGACCAGGUCGACCUGGCUGGCAUAUUGAGUGCAGUGCUAUGGCAGCUAAUAUUGCUAAUGGCCGGAUUGACUUGCAUUCUGGUGGAGUUGAUCUGACGUUCCCUCAUCAUGACAACGAGAUUGCUCAAUCAGAGGGUGCUGGAAUUGAAGACUGGGUUGGUCAUUUCUUGCAUACGGGUCAUCUUCAUAUUGAUGGACGUAAGAUGAGCAAGAGUCUGAAGAACUUCGUGCAAGUCAAAGAGAUGCUUAAGAGUGGUACAGCUCGUGAACUGCGGAUGAUGUUCCUUUUACAAAGCUACCGGGGUCCGAUGACUUAUGGUGAUGAGGCUUUGGAACGGGCUAAGACAGUGGAGAGACGUAUUUUCCGGUACAUCUCUCUCUAUCCUGAAGAUGAGAGUGAAACCACUACGGCUCCCUUUACUGCUAAAGAGCACGAGAUUUUGAAGCGAUUUGAUGAACUAGUUUUGGAAAUUGAUAGUGCAUUGAAAGAUGAUUUUAACUUCCCACGGGCCUUAGGACUUGUGCAAGACUUGAUUACUGAAGCUUCAGCAACUACCAGCCGGCAAAUCAACCAGCAAAUUGCUAAAUACAUCAGUCGAAUCAUGCACGCUAUGGGUUUAGAAGCAGUUACACAAUCAGCUGACUCAGCAGUACAAACUGAACUGAUUUCAGUUAUUUCUAACUUCCGCAAUACGGUUAGACAACUCACCAAAACAUCAGCUGAGAAAAAAGCAUACUUCAUGGCCUGCGACACUCUAAGAAGUGAUCUUGCAGCCCUUAACAUUAUUGUUGAAGAUGCAGCUAACCCUCAAGAGGGUUCUUCCAUUCGAAAACAAUGCUAG
Nematocida homosporus is the source of this 1605-nucleotide messenger RNA. Its product is annotated as cysteinyl-tRNA synthetase. Gene Ontology annotation, biological process: cysteinyl-tRNA aminoacylation. The record is from RefSeq and is a predicted model, not a curated record. The transcript has a single exon. Gene Ontology annotation, molecular function: cysteine-tRNA ligase activity; ATP binding. NCBI's taxonomy places the organism in Eukaryota, Fungi, Microsporidia. Bases 1 to 1605 code for a protein of 534 amino acids. Gene Ontology annotation, cellular component: cytoplasm.